UAUUAAUACAAAAUGGCAAGGAAGAAAAUGAAGAGUGCAAAGUCUGCAGAUGGUGGGGCUUUACUAAAGAAGAAGGAGAUUUCUAUGCCUCAAGUGGUGGAAGAUUUCUGUUCAAGAGCUAGUAUUGAUACUCCUUGGAUAAAACGGAUGACUGUCUGUAAGUAUGGAAAGUCCUAUGAAGGCCAAUGGGAUAGAAAGACAGGGCUAAAGCAUGGAAAGGGAACUUCUAUGAAUCCAUCGGGGGAGAUGUAUGUGGGGCGUUAUGAAGAUGGUGUGAGACAUGGGUAUGGAGUUAUGUAUUUUUGGAAUGGGGAUAAGUAUGAAGGACAGUGGGAGAAGAAUAAAAUGGAUGGAUUUGGGGUAUACACUUGGAAGGACGGAAUCGUCUAUAGGGGAGAAUGGAAAAUGAACAUAAGAACUGGAAAAGCCAAAAUGAAGUAUCCCAAUGGGAAUCUUUAUAAAGGAAAUUUUGCUGAAGGAUAUAAGCAUGGAGGGGGAACUCAUUACUAUGCUGAUGGAAGCAGAUUUGAAGGAUCAUGGCACUACAACAAAAAACAUGGGAAAGGUGUUUUUAUUUCAAAAGAAGGAAUCAGAACUAAGCAGACUUGGAGAAAUGGAAGAAAAGUCUAAAAUUUUGAGUCAGAUAGAGUUAACUGAGGGGUUGGUGAAAAUAAACUGAUU
Molecule: messenger RNA, 681 nt
Organism: Moneuplotes crassus
Lineage: Eukaryota; Ciliophora; Spirotrichea; Euplotida; Euplotidae
Source: the annotation of a GenBank genome assembly